AUGAAGAUGGUGACCAUGGUGAUGGUGGUGAUGAUGAUGAUGGUGUUCAGUGAUGGUGAUGAUGGUGUGGGUGAUGAAGAUGGUGAUGACAAAGAUGAUGCCGAUGAUGGUACUGCGGAUGAAAGUGAAGGUGUGGGUGAUGAAGACAGAGGUGUCACGGAUGAAGAUGAUGGUGUGGGUGAUGAAGAUGAUAAAGGUGAUGAUGGUGUUACUGGUGCCAUGGUGACGGUGUCAGCAGUGUUGGAUGAUGAGGAUAUUGGUGAUGGAGUUCAGCACAGUGUGGGUGAUGGCAGGAGUGAGGAAGAUGAGGUACGUGGUGAUAAAGAUGAUGAUGAUGAUGAUGAUGGUGAUGAUAGUGUUAGUAGUGUAAUGGUGAUGAUGUCAAUGGUGUGGGUGAUGAAGAUGAAGGUGAUGAAGAAGAUGAGUGAUGAUGGUGCUGUUGGUGGCGGUGAUGAUGAUGGAGGUUGGUGGUAUUGGGUGAUGAUGAUGGAGGUGUGGGUGAUGACGAUGAUGAUGUCUCCCUCUCCCCUGCCGGGCCGGGCCAUGCCUCGGGCCCACCCCCGGCCCCGGGCGGGGCUGCCCCGUCCCUGCCCCCGGGCGUCCCGCCGCGGUCUCGCCUUCGCCCGGCUCUGGCAGUGCUGGCGAUGGCGCUGCUGGGCGGGCAUCAGUGCCUGGGGCUGGGGCAGCAUUGCUGGCCUUUGGCUGCGCCUUUACCGAGCCCGGCCCCGGCCCCGGCCCCGGCCCCGGCCCCGGCCCCGGCCCCGGCCCCGGCCCCGGCUCGUCCCUGGGCCCGCAGAGGACACAGGCGGUGCGGCCGCUCCCGCCGCCUCCACUGUGGCUUCCCCAGCCCAAGCUCCUCCGCUUGGCAGCGCGGCCGCUGGCCCUGAGCCGCUGCUGUCCCGUUGCCAGGAGCAAAUGCCUGGGGAUGCCCAGCCCGGGCCGCUCGAGGGGCGCUCGGGGGCCGUUCCUGGCCCCGGGCCGAGCGCUGACAGCCGCGUCUCGCCGGCAGGGAAGGCGCAGCAGGCCCUCCAGGAGCAGUACCGCCUGGGUUCCCUGCUGGGCCACGGCGGCUUCGGCAGCGUCUGGGCGGCCACACGGCUCUCAGACCGUGCCCCGGUGGCCAUCAAAAGGGUGCCACGGAACCGUGUCCGGCAUUGGGGUGAGCUGCCCAACGGCACCAGCGCACCACUGGAGAUCGUGCUGCUGCACAAGGUCUCCACUGGCUUCCCUGGUGUCGUCCAGCUGCUGGAGUGGCUGGAGCUCCCCAAAGACAUCAUUAUCAUCAUGGAGCGCCCGGAGCGUUCUCAGGACCUCCAGCAUUUCAUUCGGGCACGGCGGUUCCUGUGCGAGGAGGUGGCGCGGGAGCUGUUCCGCCAGGUGCUGGAGGCCGUGCGGCACUGCGCCAGCUGCGGGGUCCUGCACCGUGACCUCAAGCCAGGGAACAUCCUGCUUGACCUGGCCACCGGGCAGGCCAAAUUGAUUGAUUUUGGCUGUGGCACCUACCUACAAGACACAGCCUAUACUCACUUUGCAGGAACACCGUCAUACAGCCCCCCGGAAUGGAACCAGUUUGGCUGGUACUAUGGACAGCCAGCUACCGUCUGGUCCCUGGGCAUCCUGCUGCACCAGAUGGUGUGUGGGGAGCACCCUUUCAGGAGGGGCCACAAGAUCAGCUGGGACCAUCAGCUCUCGCUGCCACCACGGCUCUCUCAAGAGUGCCAAGAUGUCAUCCGGCGGUGUUUAUCCAUGCUGGAUGUGGACCGGCCUUCAGUAGAAGACCUGUUCAGUCAUCCCUGGAUGCAGGAUAGUCAUCUGCCAUAG
This is a messenger RNA of Prinia subflava (tawny-flanked prinia), 1821 nucleotides long. Its product is annotated as serine/threonine-protein kinase pim-2-like. Gene Ontology annotation, cellular component: cytoplasm. The record is from RefSeq and is a predicted model, not a curated record. NCBI's taxonomy places the organism in Eukaryota, Metazoa, Chordata, Aves, Passeriformes, Cisticolidae. Gene Ontology annotation, molecular function: ATP binding; protein serine/threonine kinase activity. Bases 1 to 1821 code for a protein of 606 amino acids. Gene Ontology annotation, biological process: protein autophosphorylation. The transcript has 7 exons.